ACUUCGAUCGUAAACACAACAGUGAUGAUGACUCUUUUGUUCCAAAACAAUAACCAUACGAACAGUGAAACGAGAGAACAACGUGUUGAAGCUUUUACCCGAACUUUGAACAACGCUUUCCAACAGUUUCAAAAACUAUGGAAUGAUUACAAAGAAUUGUUGGAUAAAAGUGAGAAAGCCGAAGAGAGCUCAUCAAAUUCACAUAUACCUCAAAAUGAGCCCCAAGUUGGGAACUCUAAAUGCAGUUGCCAUGCAGCAGCCACAAAGGACACCAAUGUUCCAAAAAAGAAAACUUUCGCUGUACCAACAGAGAAAAAAACUCACUGUGAUCCUUUAUCUGUCGCUAUAAAUGAAGAACAAAAAUCAAAUCCUAUACCAGACUACGUGCAACCUUUCCAAAUAUUUUCACAAGAUUUUUGUACUCAAGGCUUAGAGGAAAGUUUUAUAAAUCGUACUACAUCCCCUGUGCUCAAAAAUAUUGAAAAUGUCACCCCUAAACGAUCAAAGAGCCCCAUUUUCGGUUUGAAAAAAACAAAAUCUCGAAUAUCAUCCCCUGUAGUUAGUUCUCCAAGUGAGAGCGAAAAAUCUGUGAUCGUAUUGAAUGAUAUCAGCAAUGACAUAAGUUUAAAACGUAACAAUUUGUGCUCUCCAAAGACUCCUUCGCAUUCCGGCACAAAAGCCAAUGCAACAAAUGCUAUCUCUUCAAAUCUUGAAGAGUUAUCGUCAGCCUCACAGUUAUGUACACCGAAAACAAUUAAGAAAUUGGGAAUCCAUACAAUCCAGAAUGUAAAUACUGAUAUAAUACCUGGCACAAAGAAAAAAUUGAAGCAAAGCAAGCUCUUCACCAAUAUUGAGCAAGUCACAGACUUAAGUAUCUGCGAUGACGUCUUUGAUGCUAAAAUAAAUGAAGUUGAAACGAAUAAAACAUGUGAUAAUGUAACAAGUACAAAUUACUUAGAGCCGAAUAGUAGUUCCUGUGAAGAUAGUCUGAUACAAGUGAGCCCAACGCAAACAAGAAGCUUUUCAAAACUACGACAAAAAAUUUAUGAAAAAAAUAACACUGCUGGAUCACUGCAUCAAAGAUUAUGUACAAAAAAAGUGAAAGUAAAAAAUACAAAACACCUGGAAAUGUCUGAAGAUGUAAACGUACAUAAUGAUGGUGAACAGACAGAUACGGAUUUGACGGUAUUCGAACCGAAAUCAGCUUCAACUCAAUAUAUUUCUUCAGCAUUUCAGUCUAAACUGUCAGAGAAUGAAAAAUUACCGAUUAUAAGCAAAUUUGGUUUAGAAACAAGACCUGAUGUUCAGGAGAAGAUUCAAUCCGUUACAUACGAACAUGAAACUAACGACGAAACUAUGUUCGAAGAAACUCCAGUUCCAUCACUAAAGAGUACUGUCUUUUGUAAAGGUGCCGACAACAUGAAGUUAUCUUUAAACAAAAGGACUUCGUCUUUUGUGCCUCCAAAGAUACUACCCAGCAAAGCAAAGAAUGCAACAGCAAGUGACAAAGAAAUGUGUGAACUGGAACUCGAUAUAUUGACAGACAAUUCCAAUACCUUAACGGAAAAAUCACCACCACGGAAGAAAUUGGCUGCAAAUAAUUUUGAUGUAGUACCAAGGAAACUGAAAUCGAGUCCCACAUACGCUUACAAAAGAAGUCCUGUACGCAAAAAGGCUGAAAGAGCGCGUCUAAAUGGGUGGGAUUGUCUACAAUGUCAAGAGUAUUAUAAAGCCACUGGACUUACUGGUAAAGAACUACAGAUGCGUAAAAAUCAAUGUUCUCGUCACAGAUCUACACACAAUGAGAAAACCUCUACUCAAAAAGCGUUUCAGGAAAACCCAGAUUACUGGAAUCCAGACUUUACAAGUUCAUACCACUCAACAAUAUGGAGCGACAAUUGAACAUGCUGUGCGGUGAAAAUUCGACUCACUUAUUGUCACAGGAUAUAUUUUUUGAAUAUCAUUUUCUUUCUCAAGUAAUAAACUCUUGCAUUAUAUUGCAUAAUGGUUGAACUGUCCUGAACAACGACAUUAUACUGUAAGGUUCACUCAUAGUUGCACAAUCAUCUUCUCAGGGAAAUAAAUAACAAGUAACAAACUUUUGAACAUAGAUUGAUUUAUUCAUUUACAACAUAUAUUAUUAUAUUCUCGAAUAACAUAGCAUAGAUUUAUAUAACUAUAUUAUUUAUAUAGAUACAUCAUUUAUCAUUUUACACAAAAAUAUAGAAUCUGUAGGUUGUCGCUAAAAGAGGCUAAUCAAACGCAACUUGUAGUUAAGCAAAGUUUGCGAUUUGGUUUAAGGUACAUCAUUGAUAUUGAUCUGGACUUCUUUACUGGUUUAACCUUUGUUGAAAGCUUUGUUACGAUUUUAACACCAAAUAAUACGGUUUUGAUUUAAUUCAAAUUUAACACAAAGGUGACUUACAUUCAGGUAACUGAGCAUUGAAAUUAAAUAAUUGAGCGUUUUAAAUGUUCGUAAUAAUGUCAGUGAAUCGGUAAAAACACCGAUAACAGCUGUUAGAAGGGCGGUGAAGAGAAAAUAUCGGAGUUUCAACAUUUUUGUUUGUUCUUUUUUUGUCUUAACAUAACUCAUUUUUUAAAUUGGUCCAAACUUAAAACUGCUAUUACAUUAUCGAGCUGUAAAACUAACGAAAACUUGCCCAAGGCAAUUGUUUUUCUAUUUUACUGUGGAAAGAUAUUUAGGUAAGUACUAUUAUGAUAUUUAAUUUGAUAUAACGUACAUCAUAAUUGUUAUAGCUACUUAAUAAUUUAUCAACACAUAAAUAUAUAUAUAUUUAAAAAUUAAACAUGUAUAUAAAUAAGUAUACAUAUAUUUAUGUAUGCAGGUUUAUAUAUAUAUUUAUUCAUAUAUAUUAUAUAUAAAUAUAUAUAUCUUAUCCUCGUCAUCGUCAUAUGAAUUAACAACCAGUUAGAAAUAAUUUCAAUUAGUGGGAUUGGUGA
Molecule: messenger RNA, 2961 nt
Organism: Neodiprion virginianus
Lineage: Eukaryota; Metazoa; Arthropoda; Insecta; Hymenoptera; Diprionidae
Exons: 7
Coding region: 25-1902 (625 amino acids)
Source: RefSeq, a predicted model, not a curated record